AUGACUAAUUACAAAUAUCUAACUGAUAAUGAAAGACAGAUUUUACAACAAUGCCCUUAUCAAUUAACUCUUUCGAUUAACGAAUUAACCAAACCAGCAGUAAAAAAACGUCAUAAUCCACCACGGCCACAAAAUAGCUGGGUAAUUUUCCGAAGAGAUUAUGAAGCGCAUUUACGUUUAUGUAAUCAAAACAUCAAAUCAAAAGUGAAAGAAACAGCAAAGGAAUGCAGUUUAAAGUGGCGAAAGUUAUCAAGCGAAGUCAAGUAUUUCUUCAAAAUAUUGGAGAAAAUAGCUUGCGAGAAUCAUAAACGUACAUAUCCUAAUUAUAAAUACAAGCCAAAACAUGCAAAAAAUUCAAGCCAUAAAGAAUUUAUUUUUCGAGAACAGAAAAAAUAUGUAUCUAUUUCGCCAACUAAGUUUAGUACAAUAACUUCCAAUUCACCUCAAGAAACAAUUCAAAUCAACAGGCCGCCAUCUUUAACUUCCGAUUCACCUCAAGAACUAAUACAAACUCAAGGACCAAUACAAAUCGACAGGUCGCCAUCUUUAACUUCCAAUUCACCUCAAGAACCAAUACAAAUCGACGGGCUGCCAUCUUUAACACUAGCAAUUUCGACAGCCAUUUAUAAUAAUCAAGACUAUGCUAAUAAUUUUAUGACAGCCAUCUAUAAUCAACAAGAUUAUAGUAAUGACUUUACAACCACCAUUUAUAAUCAACAAGACUAUACUAAUGAUUUAGCUCAAGAUUCGCUCGACAACGUGUUUAAUAACGAUAAUCAACUUCCUAUUUUAUUUGAAACGGAAUUUUUCUUCGCUGAAAGUUACAUGAUUGAUAUCAAUAAUGAUAAUAAUGAUUCGAUUAAUACUUUCAACGCCGAACACAUCUAA
Messenger RNA from Ambispora gerdemannii, 888 nucleotides. Lineage: Eukaryota; Fungi; Glomeromycota; Glomeromycetes; Archaeosporales; Ambisporaceae. The record is from the annotation of a GenBank genome assembly.